AUGGAGCAGACGAAAGCUCUCAAUGCUCUCGAGCCCUUCCUGGCUCUGAGCAAGUCAGCAACUUCCCCACGUGCCGCGGCCGACCUCAUCACCCGCGCGACCUCGAACCCAAACACCUUCCUCUUCACAGAGCUCCUCGAGACCCCUCAAAUCCAAGCCCUCGCUCAGUCUCCCGACUUCCUUCCUCACCUCCGCCUCCUCGAGAUCUUCUCCCACGGCACCUACGCCGUCUACCUCUCCUCCGGCCAACAACUGCCCCAGCUCAACGAUGCCCAAACCCUCAAGCUCCGCCAGCUCUCCCUCCUGACACUCGCCCGCGACCGCUCGAACCUGAGCUAUGCCGCCCUCCAGUCCGCCCUCGGCCUUCCCUCGGCCCGCGCCCUUGAGGAUCUCGUCAUCUCGGCAAUCUACGCCGGCCUCCUAGACGCCACCCUCGACCCCCACCGCCAGGUUGUCCAGGUAAACUCCCUCGCCGCCUUGCGAGACCUCGCACCGGGCGCCGUCCCGUCCAUGAUCCGUGCGCUGCACGCCUGGUCGUCACGCUGCGAGUCGACGCUUGAGGGGCUCGAGUCCCAGAUCGCCGGCAUCCGCGAGGCCGCCGCCCGCCGCCAGCGAGACAAGGCCGAGCAGGAGGCCCGCUUGGCGAAGCUGGUCGAUGAGGUACGGAAAGACCCCGAGGCCGGGGCGGGAAGGAAGCUCGCUGUCGGACACGGCGGCGGCGGUGAGCGCGGGAGCGGGUUCUUGGGACACACGUCAAGGGCGCAGCGGUACAACAAGAGAGGCAGCACGAGCAUGAUGGAUAAUACGGAGGAGAUAGACGACGAGGCGAUGGAUGUGGAUGAGGAGGACCCCGAGCAGGAGAAGAAGCGUGCCAGUCGACGGAAGCUUUAG
Messenger RNA from Colletotrichum spaethianum, 891 nucleotides. Its product is annotated as COP9 signalosome complex subunit 7a. The record is from RefSeq and is a predicted model, not a curated record. Bases 1 to 891 code for a protein of 296 amino acids. The transcript is spliced from 2 exons. Gene Ontology annotation, cellular component: COP9 signalosome. Lineage: Eukaryota; Fungi; Ascomycota; Sordariomycetes; Glomerellales; Glomerellaceae.